AUGAAAUCAUCCAUACGGCAUCACCAACACGUCAUAUUCGCAAACAUCAACCUCACCACAUCAAACACAACAAGACGACAUGCCAGACACGCUACCACAGUAUCUCCCGAUCCAAAGUAUCCACCACCGCCCAUACCAUCACUCCCUGAACAACCAAACAUCAAUAUUCCUGAGUAUCAAAUACGCAGUCAGGCUGUCCAGCAUCAGACAGUCACUACCCAACCGGCUCCCACCAUACAACUGUCAAAUGAACAGCGCACCCUUGUCGAUAUCAUGCACCAGGGGAAGAAUGUAUAUUUUACUGGACGUGCUGGCACUGGUAAAUCACAUGUAUUAAAAGCAUUCAUUCAAGAGGCUAGAGAUAGGAAUCGUAAAGUCGCAGUCACGGCUCCUAGUGGUAUAGCUGCUGUACAUAUUGGAGGCCAAACCCUACACUCGUACUUUUCCCUCUGGCCAAACUGGAUUCGCGAACCGGAAAAACUACGCCUCUUCAUCCAGCAAUCAAACUGGCGAAUGGCCAAAUACGACUCGGAUGUAAUCAUCCUAGACGAAGCUUCCAUGAUCUGUCCACACGUAUUCAACGCUCUGCACUACCUCAUGCUGCAUCUACGAUCUCCAUCUAAACGAGAUCCAUCACGGCCAUUCGCAGGUGCUCAAAUCAUAUUGUGUGGUGAUUUCUACCAGUUGCCCCCUAUAGAUAAUACUGUUAGAGGUGGAGUUUGGGUGUCGGCUAUAGAGAGGAUGAUGAGAUUGGCUAAUGAGGAUACGCCAUACUUGUUUGAUUCUAAUGCGUGGCAGCAUUUGAUGCUGAAUCAGAUGCAUGUGUCGGAGCUAAACGAGGUGUAUCGACAGACGGAUCCGUAUUUUGUAUCGCUGUUGGAUGAAAUGAGGGUGGGGAGUCUGUCGCAAAAGUCUUGGGAUUUGUUGGAUGCGUGUAGGAAGGCGCUUCCCAAUGAUGGUGUCUUGCCAACUCGACUAUUCGCAUUCCGUAAACCAGCCCUAAAGGAAAACUUUCGAAACCUCUCUGCUCUCCCAGGUCCCGAAAUAUGUUUUGACUGUAUAGACCACCUGCCAAUCCGCCGUGAAGCAGCCCCACUACCAAUAGACACUGCCAAAUCCCUCUCAUCAUCUCGCCACUGGGAAAACUUCCAGGCAGACCGCAUCCUCCCUCUCCGCAAAGGCGCCCAAGUAAUCCUCUUAAAAAACAUGUCUGUCGCCGAUGGUCUCGUCAACGGCGCCCGUGGCGUCAUAACCGACUUCCAGAAACACCUAGACCCGAAAUACCACCCAACAAACCCAAUACAUAUCCCCGUAGUCCGCUUCACGAAUGGCAAGACAUUCGCUGUCCCAUAUGAUGAUUUCGAAAUGGAGAUUGAUGAUGGCGUUGUAUUGACACGGACGCAAAUACCAUUGAAAUUGGGAUGGGCGUUGACGAUACACAAGAGUCAGGGUAUGACGCUUGAUAGAGCGGAAUUGUCGAUGCCGGUGGCAUUUGCGUGUGGACAGGCUUAUGUUGCGCUGUCGAGGGUCAAGAGUCUUAAUGGGUUGUUUUUGAGGGAGUUUAGUCAGAGAGCGGUUGUGGCUAGUGUCAAGGUGAAGAGGUUUUAUGAGGGGUUGAGGAUAUUGCAGUAA
This is a messenger RNA of Synchytrium microbalum, 1632 nucleotides long. RefSeq lists its product as uncharacterized. Gene Ontology annotation, biological process: telomere maintenance; DNA repair. The transcript has 5 exons. The record is from RefSeq and is a predicted model, not a curated record. Bases 1 to 1632 code for a protein of 543 amino acids. NCBI's taxonomy places the organism in Eukaryota, Fungi, Chytridiomycota, Chytridiomycetes, Synchytriales, Synchytriaceae. Gene Ontology annotation, molecular function: DNA helicase activity; ATP hydrolysis activity.